Messenger RNA from Chelonia mydas (Green sea turtle), 991 nucleotides. It is a transcript of the gene ERH, whose product is annotated as ERH mRNA splicing and mitosis factor. The transcript has 4 exons. Lineage: Eukaryota; Metazoa; Chordata; Testudines; Cheloniidae. The coding region runs from base 16 to 615 and encodes 199 amino acids. The record is from RefSeq and is a predicted model, not a curated record.
CUCUGAUAGGACACGAUGCCCCUAUCAAAGAUGACUACUAAAGUCUCAAAGAACUGCGCCAUUGUGCCCCUUCCGGCAUACGCAACGCCGGUGACGCUUUGCCUUGUGGUAUUCUCGCGAGAGUUCCUCUCUCGCCCUGGAGGCGCUCUGGUCUGGUCCCGGGAUGUCUAUGGUAGGGAACUAAGGGCUGGUUGGCGGUUGGUGGAGUGUUUCCGGUUAGCGCAGGGGAUUGCGGGUGACCGUUGGGAACUGUUAGUUCGGGACCGUCACAGUCAGCGGGGCUGUGGAGAACGAGUCGCCAUGUCUCACACAAUUUUGCUUGUUCAGCCUACUAAGAGGCCAGAAGGGAGAACAUAUGCCGACUAUGAAUCGGUGAAUGAGUGCAUGGAAGGAGUUUGUAAAAUGUAUGAAGAACAUCUGAAGAGAAUGAAUCCCAACAGCCCAUCCAUUACAUAUGACAUCAGCCAGUUGUUUGAUUUUAUUGAUGACCUGGCAGACCUCAGUUGUCUUGUUUACCGUGCUGACACUCAGACAUACCAACCCUACAAUAAAGACUGGAUAAAGGAGAAGAUCUACGUCCUCCUCCGCAGGCAGGCUCAGCAAGCAAGCAAAUAAUGGGGCAGCCUCAUUAUGGGGCUUGGGGAGGGCUUGGACAACAGGUGUGUACAGUAGUAGAAGUUUUGUAUUAUAGUCAUCCUGUUGUCAUCUUGUUAAACUAGUCAGGACUGAAUGUAUUGUUAGAGAUGCAAGGGUUUUGUUCAGUUUGAAACCCUCUUUUUAGUGUAAAUGAAGAAGAAAAUGUAACAUCUUUGGCAGGGAUUUAACUUUCUCUCUGGUUAGCUAAUAAUCCUACUUUUGUUCAACCCCCUAGGGCUGUUCAUAUGCUUCGCCAGAUUCACUGUAUGUGCCCUUCUGCAGGAUGUCCAACUAUUAGUUAUGUCAUUGAGACAAAAGACUUAGUGGAAAAUAAAAUGAAUACUCUUUAGUUAAA